AUGGCGGCGGACACGGGGAGCUGUGGCUUGUUCGCGCUGCUGAGAUUUUUUUAUUCACUGUUCUUCCCUGGACUAAUUAUAUGUGGAGUUUUGUGUGUAUAUUUGGUCAUUGUCCUUUGGAUACUCAGGCGACAUCUACAGAGAAAGAAAAAGUCAGUUUCAACCAGCAAAAAUGGAAAAGUUCAAACGGUGGUUGCAUUUUUUCAUCCUUACUGCAAUGCGGGCGGUGGAGGAGAGAGGGUUCUAUGGUGUGCCUUGAAAGCCCUGCAGAAAAAGUAUCCUGAAGCAGUUUAUGUUGUGUAUACUGGUGACAUUAAUGUCAGUGGUCAGCAGAUACUAGAAGGUGCUUUCAGAAGAUUUAACAUCAAGUUAGUUCACCCAGUGGAGUUUGUUUUCUUAAGGAAACGCUACCUUGUGGAAGAUUCUCAGUAUCCCCACUUCACAUUACUAGGCCAAAGUCUUGGAUCCAUUCUUCUUGGCUGGGAAGCUCUGAUGCAGCGUGUUCCUGAUGUUUACAUCGAUUCAAUGGGAUAUGCUUUCACACUCCCUCUGUUUAAAUAUGUAGGGGGUUGCCGAGUUGGAAGCUAUGUUCAUUAUCCUACUAUCAGCACUGACAUGCUCUCUGUAGUGAAGAAUCAAAACACUGGAUUUAAUAAUGCAGCUUUCAUUAGCAGAAAUGCUUUUCUCAGCAAAGCAAAGCUCAUCUACUACUGUUUAUUUGCUUUUAUUUAUGGCCUUGUUGGUUCAUGCAGUGAUGUAGUCAUGGUGAAUUCUUCUUGGACACUAAACCAUAUUCUCUCACUGUGGAAAGUUAGGCAUUGCACUAACAUUGUUUAUCCACCUUGUGAUGUGCAGACAUUUCUGAACAUCCCCUUACAUGAGAAAAGGGUGACCCCUGGACAUUUGCUGGUUUCCAUUGGCCAGUUCAGGCCUGAAAAGAAUCAUGCUUUGCAGAUCAAAGCCUUUGCUAAAUUGCUAAAUGAGAAGGCAGCUGAGUCACGCCCUUCACUUAAACUUGCCCUUAUUGGAGGGUGUCGAAACAAAGAGGAUGAGCUUCGAGUAAACCAACUGAGAAAACUCUCUGAGAAUUUGGGAGUUCAAGAGAAUGUGGAAUUUAAAAUAAACAUCUCAUUUGAUGAAUUGAAGAACUACCUGUCUGAAGCAACAAUUGGUCUACAUACCAUGUGGAAUGAGCAUUUUGGGAUUGGAGUUGUCGAGUGUAUGGCAGCUGGCACAAUUAUCCUUGCUCACAAUUCAGGAGGCCCAAAGCUUGACAUUGUCAUUCCUCAUGAAGGACAAAUAACUGGAUUUCUGGCUGAGAGUGAAGAAGGCUAUGCUGAAACCAUGGCUCAUAUUCUUUCUCUGUCUUCAGAAAAGAGACUUCAGAUCAGGAAAACUGCUAGAGCGUCUGUAAGCAGAUUUUCUGACCAGGAGUUUGAAGUAUCAUUCCUGUCUUCUGUGGAGAAGUUACUUACGUAAUGCCAAAUGUGUGCACAUUCUAGAUAUUUUCUACAAAGUGGAGCUGGGGUGUGGGUCAGUGGUAGAGCCUGUGCUCGGUGUGUGCAAGGUCCUGCAUUCCAUCCCAGCAUCCAAAAAGUCAAAGAAAAUGCUUCACUUGGAAACACCUUCACAUGUAAAUAUUUUCUAAAUUCAUUCUCUAUUGUAAUAAAGGCAGCCUGAGCAAUAUUCUCAGCAUUGUAUAUGUAGACAAGGUAGUAUGUAACAAAAUGGCAAAAUUACCUAAAUGGGAAAAGUAAUCUCGUGUACCUUAAUGUACAGAUUUUACAUUAGUAUUUGGCCUCAAAAUAUGAACAAUACAAAUCUCAAAAAAAUUACCAAUCAGAUUUUUACAUACUCGUAUUUUAACUUUAUCUUUUCCUUUCCUUAUUUUAAUCCUUGAAUGUCCCUGCCUCCACCUCCCAGAAUGCUAUGAUCAUAGUAAUGCACUAACAAGUCCAGUGUAUGCAGUGCUAGGGAUGGAACCCAGAGCCUAACGGAGGUUGGACAAGAACUCUGCCAACUGGGCUGCAUCCUAAGCCCCAAAUCCUGUUUUCAAAUCACUGUAUUUUAGAAAACAUAAAACUUGCUGGGUUUUUCUUUGUUUUAUGAUGCUAGCAAUAAAAUGUGGAGACUCGGAGUGUAAA
Molecule: messenger RNA, 2144 nt
Organism: Onychomys torridus (southern grasshopper mouse)
Lineage: Eukaryota; Metazoa; Chordata; Mammalia; Rodentia; Cricetidae
Gene: Alg11
Product: ALG11 alpha-1,2-mannosyltransferase
Exons: 4
Coding region: 1-1479 (492 amino acids)
Biological process (GO): protein N-linked glycosylation
Cellular component (GO): endoplasmic reticulum membrane
Molecular function (GO): GDP-Man:Man(3)GlcNAc(2)-PP-Dol alpha-1,2-mannosyltransferase activity
Source: RefSeq, a predicted model, not a curated record